GUGAGAAGAAAAAAAAAAAAAGUUAAUGCUUGUUUAAAAUGUGCUGCUUCUACAUUUUUCUUUUUGAUUUUUCAUCAACUGCUCAUUGAAACAGUCUGUGUCCUGCAGUUCCAGGAAAUUCAUCAGGUUCCAAAAUGGGCAUAGACUCCAAGCAAAACUGUCAACUCGUGCUACUAAUAGUAUCAUUUGUUUCUGUUGUGGCAGCCCUAAUUCUAAGUGUUGUCAAGAUCAGUGAUUUGUCCCUCCCACCGAGAAUCAGGUACGGCAUGGUGUUUGACGCAGGAUCCUCACACACAUCGUUAUUUCUCUACCAAUGGCCCGCAGACAAGGAAAACAACACAGGCAUUGUCAGCCAGGCCCAUACUUGUGAUGUGGAAGGGCCCGGAAUCUCCAGCUAUGCAAACGACCCACCUGGAGCUGGCAAAUCUCUAAUAAGCUGCCUAGAGGAAGCCAUGGCCAUUAUUCCACCAGAAAACCAGAGGGAGGCUCCUGUUUAUCUGGGAGCUACAGCUGGAAUGAGGCUACUGAGCCUAGAAAAUUCAGCAGCAUCUGAUAAGGUGCUUGAGGAGGUUUCCAAAACCAUUAGCAGUUACCCUGUCAACUUCAGAGGAGCUCGUAUCAUCUCUGGGGAGGAAGAAGGUUCGUAUGGUUGGAUAACCAUCAACUACCUCAUGGAAUCUUUUAUGAAAUAUUCUUUUGGCGGUCAGUGGAUGAGGCCAUUUACUUCCAAGAUAUACGGUGCCUUGGAUCUUGGAGGUGCCUCCACUCAAAUCAGCUUUAUCCCAAAAGUGAAUAUUGAGGAUCCCAAAGAAAAAGCUGAAUUUAAUCUUUAUGGAUUCCCCUACACUAUUUAUACACACAGUUAUCUGUGUUAUGGGCAGAACCAAGCUCUGAAACAAAUGUUGGUCAAGGCAGUACUGGGUAAAGAUCUGACAAAGCCAGUCAAUGUUCCUUGUUAUCCCAAAGGAUAUCGAGAUACCAUAUCUCUGGACUCUUUAUACAACAGCCCAUGCACAGCAUCAUCAGCUCCUUCAUCGCCUCGUUCUGCCCAGAUUACCUUGUUAGGAACAGGAGAUGCCAACCAGUGCCAAGCUCUCAUCAAAACCAUACUCAACUUUUCUGCAUGUGAGAAUCGGACAUCUUGUGCCUUUGAUGCAGUUUACCAGCCACCUAUUUCGGGGAAUUUGUUUGCUUUCUCCGCAUUCUUUUAUACUUUUGAUUUUCUUAACUUGACAUCUGGACAAACUUUACCAACUGCGAUCAACUCAAUCCAGAAUUUCUGUGCAAGAAGUUGGUCUGAGCUUCAGACCUCUUACCCCGGAGAAAAGAAAGAUCGUUUGAGAGAUUAUUGCGCUAAUAGUAAUUAUAUCCUCACCCUGCUGAGAGAUGCCUACAAAUUCAACGAGGAAACAUGGACUUCAAUCAGAUUCCUGAAACAGGCGGCUAACACAGACAUCGGCUGGACUCUGGGAUACAUGUUAAAUCUCACAAAUAUGAUUCCUUCAGAAACUGGAGCCAUCAUGAAGGUGCACAGUCAUGACAUCUGGGUGGCUGCCAUAUUUUUUAUCGUUAUCACUCUUGUUAUAGCUCUUCUCAUGAUGCUGACAUAUUUCUUCUAAACUAAACUGUUUGUUUCAUUGUGAAGGAGAAUUGAACUACAAGAUGCAACCUCUAAGGCCUACCUUUACCUAGACAUUACCACACUGGCAGUCAUCAUCGUAACGUAUUGAUAACCCACAAUACUGAAUGGUGUGAACUUUCCAAAAAUAUCCAUGACAUGAUGGACAAAAGCUAUUUUUCCAGUAUUUUUUUGAUAUUACAAAAAUGAUACCAUCAAAACGUAUGGAGUUGACAACCAACUCAUAAGUGUCUGUUAAAGGGAUAGCAGACAAGGAAUAACCAUUAUAUUCUGUCGCUGACUUUGGAAACUCUUUUGCUCUGACAAUAGAAGAUGUUGUACCGUGGUAGGUUGACCUAUUGGGCGAUUAGUCAAAAGCCGACAGCCCACGAUCGGGGAGAAGGGGGGGGGUGCUUGGGCCCCUUGAUGUGAAACAAAAAAGUAGUUUUCUAUUUCACAUUAAUGUGACAUAUCAAGCAUGUUCUGUCAGGUGUCAAUAAAGAUGCUAUUGUAACCAUUUGCUUUGGCAAUGUUUACUGGUGGCAGCUAUUUUUAAAGGCCUUGACAGUACUUAAUGGGACGAUAAGCACUAAAUACCUUUUAUAAGUAUAGUAUUGAGGUUAUUCACUGACUUCCUUUAGUCAUGGGUGCCACCAUGUUGAAAUCUAUCUUUCACUAUAUUUCACAUCUGACUUGUUUGUACAUGUGCAGCAACUCUCCUUCAGAUACCAGCAGUGAAACAUAGCUUCCAAAAUAGUGGCACCCAUAAAAUGUACUUAGUGUUUAGUGCCACUUUAAACAAGACAUGGUUGAGUGGAGCGUGACUGGUGCAGGGUGAAGGGUCCCAUUUUUUGCCCAGGGACCCAUGGGUUGUCAGUCCACCACUCUGCUGUACUAAAACAUUCAACAGGCAAAUUGUUUUUUUUACAGACGUUGACUAAUUACUUCCUAUUUCUCCAAAGUCUUAACAUCUUUCCACAUCACUAAUAUAUGAUCCAUGUGAAAAGAAGUUUGUUUUCAUAUUAGGAAAAAUGUUAAGGCUCCUUAAAAAAUAAAAAAAUAAACUUU
Molecule: messenger RNA, 2686 nt
Organism: Bombina bombina (fire-bellied toad)
Lineage: Eukaryota; Metazoa; Chordata; Amphibia; Anura; Bombinatoridae
Product: ectonucleoside triphosphate diphosphohydrolase 8
Exons: 10
Coding region: 135-1619 (494 amino acids)
Biological process (GO): nucleoside diphosphate catabolic process
Cellular component (GO): plasma membrane
Molecular function (GO): GDP phosphatase activity; UDP phosphatase activity
Source: RefSeq, a predicted model, not a curated record